AUGUCUGCCAUUUCCCGCGCUCUUCUGCGCACCUCGCGUGCUGCUCUGCGCCAGCGCUCUGGCGCCAACCCGCUCACCAACACUCUGGGCCUCAAUGGCACCCAGCAGUACAUGGGCCAUGUGCGCAACUAUGCCGCCGCCUUCGAGCGUAACAAGCCGCACGUCAACAUCGGUACUAUUGGUCACGUCGAUCACGGCAAGACUACCUUGACCGCUGCCAUCACCAAGCGUCAGGCCGAGAAGGGCUUUGCCAACUUCCUCGAGUACGGUGCCAUUGAUAAGGCUCCCGAGGAGCGCAAGCGUGGUAUUACCAUCUCCACCGCCCACAUCGAGUACCAGACCGAAAACCGCCACUAUGCCCACGUCGACUGCCCCGGUCACGCCGAUUACAUCAAGAACAUGAUUACUGGUGCUGCCAACAUGGACGGUGCUAUUAUCGUUGUCGCCGCUUCGGACGGUCAGAUGCCCCAGACUCGUGAGCACUUGCUGCUUGCCCGCCAGGUCGGUGUUCAGAAGAUUGUUGUUUUCGUCAACAAGGUCGAUGCCGUCGAUGACAAGGAGAUGUUGGAGCUCGUCGAGAUGGAGAUGCGUGAGCUGCUCACCUCCUACCAGUUCGAGGGUGAUGACACUCCCAUUAUCAUGGGUUCCGCUCUCUGCGCCCUCGAGGACCGUCAGCCCGAGAUUGGUGUCCAGGCCAUUGAUAAGCUGCUGGAGGCCGUCGACACUUGGAUCCCCACCCCCGAGCGUGCUCUGGACAAGCCCUUCCUUAUGUCCGUUGAGGACGUCUUCUCCAUCGCCGGUCGUGGUACUGUCGCCUCGGGUCGUGUUGAGCGCGGUAUUCUGAAGAAGGAUUCCGAAAUUGAGCUUGUUGGCAAGAACGCCACUCCCAUCAAGACCAAGGUUACCGACAUUGAGACUUUCAAGAAGUCCUGCGACGAGUCCCGCGCCGGUGACAACUCUGGACUUCUGCUCCGUGGUGUCAAGCGUGAGGAUGUCAAGCGUGGUAUGGUCAUUGCCGCUCCUGGUACCCAGAAGGCGCACAAGAAGUUCCUGUGCUCCCUGUACGUCCUGACCAAGGAGGAGGGUGGCCGUCACACUGGUUUCCACAACAACUACCGCCCUCAGGUCUUCAUCCGCACUGCUGACGAGGCUGCUGCUCUCACCUGGCCCGAGGAUGCCGCAGACCAGGACAAGAUGGUCAUGCCCGGCGACAACGUCGAGAUGGUCUGCGAGAUCCACCACCCCGCCCCGCUUGAGGCUGGUCAGCGCUUCAACGUCCGUGAGGGUGGCCGCACCGUCGCCACUGGCCUGGUUACUCGCAUCAUCGAGUAA
This is a messenger RNA of Lasiodiplodia theobromae, 1332 nucleotides long. RefSeq names its product Elongation factor. Gene Ontology annotation, cellular component: mitochondrion. Gene Ontology annotation, biological process: mitochondrial translational elongation. The record is from RefSeq and is a predicted model, not a curated record. The transcript has 5 exons. Gene Ontology annotation, molecular function: GTPase activity; GTP binding; translation elongation factor activity. The coding region runs from base 1 to 1332 and encodes 443 amino acids. Lineage: Eukaryota; Fungi; Ascomycota; Dothideomycetes; Botryosphaeriales; Botryosphaeriaceae.